UAAGAGCACACAACCUAAUAGUUUUUAGCAGAAUUACUGUGAGUGCAGAAGUUUGCAGUUCUUGCUCACCUGCAGCACCCCAAAUAACAGAUUACCAGGAAGUCCUUGGGAGGUGGAGUUCUGAUUUCCUCCUCCAUACAUCCCCCUGUCACUUCCAGCAUCUCGGUACUCCAGACCCAAGGCUGAGUCAGAUCCUGGGGAGUCUUCCCCGAUGAAAAUGCACAAGUUCAAAAAUAAAAAUAAAAACAAUUGCAUGAAAACAAUACAACUCCAACACUUCCAGUUCAGGAAGCUUAGUGACCGGAGGACGCUCUGCUUAAACAAUUAGGCUCCUUAUCCCGUCAGUGCGUCUGAGGGACAAGCCAACCACUUAAGCUACGAUUAUCUUAAAACUGUCCAAGUCAGCUGCUUGUCUGACACUGCAGGAAUUUAAAGAGCUGAGCAGUAGAUAAGCAGGCAGUGGAGCAGCAGCCCUGUUCUCCCUGGGAGGAGAGCUCCAUGAGUUCGUCUGACGCAGCAAGAAAUCAGGCAGGAGUGAUGAGCUACCUGGAUGAAGUUCCCUUCAGGAUGGCCCUGAGCCUCGACGGGGACUCGGGGGGAGAAAUCCCCUUAAUCACCGCCCCGGACAUCGAGGUCCUCGACUGCACCGACAUCCUCAUGAGCACCAUGCAUGACUUCUCCCUGGAAAGGAAAGUGCUUUACUGGGUCGAGGUGGCCUCUCAGCAGCAAACCUGCCGGCACCGGGUCACCUCCGAGGUCGUCCCCACAGCCCCGCCGUGCUGGCUGCUGCUGGUGGACCCCGCUGACAGCUACGGGGGCCGGGCGCGGGACGCGGCGGUGCGGCGCUCCAUCAGCAUGAGCGCCGCCGACACCUCCUACGGGCACGCCAGGGGCAGGGCGGGCCUGUCCGACACCGAGAGCGAGACCUGGCACUCCGAGGAGGGCGACUACUCGGACGAUGAGUACUCCUCGACCUCCCUGGAGGAGAAUGACAAGGAUGAAAAGCUCCUCUCCAGGAGGAGAAGCUCUGGGAGAAGCGUGGCUUCACGUCUCAGCUUUUACCAGACCCGACCAAAGACAUCGCCUGGCUUGCUGGAGCCCUCACCAGAGAAAAAUGUCCACAGCCCAGCCAGCCCGGACCCCAGCAAGCAGAGAAGAUCCAUGGUGAUAUUUAACAACAUGAAGAAUGAGCUGGAGGCAGCCAGGAGGAAGCUGGCUGCUCUGGUGCAUCCUUUGAACAGAGCUGCCAUGGGGGGCAGGGGGAUCCCGGUGCCACGGCUGCUCCCGCAGUGUCCCGGCACCAACCGCGGUGUCAAGUACGGGCCAGCCCAGGACGUGUCCCAGCUGGGGACCUUGGUGCCAACUCCUCCUGCCACACCUGCACCAAUCCCACCCAUCAAGCGGCACAAACCCACAGUGCCGUCCCUCAGCCCCUACACCUGCCUCCCCCCUGCCUGCACACCUGGGAGACCCCUCAGCUCCCUCAGAUCCCAGCCAGAUUCCUCGGCUGACCUGCUCUCCGCUCUGAGCCAAGAGGAGCGAGACCUCAUCGAGCCCGUCAUAGCCCUGGGCUACCCCACGCACAAAGCCAUCCUCACCCUCCAGAAGACGGGAAGGCAAAGCUUAAGUCAGUUCCUGAGCUACCUGGGUGCCUGUGACCGGCUGCUGAAGCAGGGCUACGAGGAAGGGCAGGUGGAGGAAGCCAUGGAAAUGUUCCAGUACUCGGAGAAAAAGGCAGCUGAAUUCUUGCAUCUGUUGGCUCAGUUUAACGAUAUGGGUUUCCAGCAAAAUGAAAUCAAAGAAGUUCUUUUGCUUUGUGGGAAUCAGAGGGAGAGGGCGCUGGAAGAGCUCGUGAUGAAAACCCACUGAGCAGCACCCUGGACCCAUCACAGCUUCCCCUCUCCAGACUGCACCAGAAGGACUCGGGUGGUUCUGCUGCUCCAUCCCCACCCCUGGAAACAACCAGUCAUGGACCUUCACAGCUCUUCUUUGGUGUCUCAUCUCAUUUUAUGGACAUCCAUCAUAAGAGUGUUUAUCAUUCAGGCACCGACUUCAUAGGAGGAAUAUUUAUCUCCUCACCCACAUGUCCCCACCCUGAUCAUCUCAGCUGUUCAGAUUAGAUGAAAUAAGAUCCAAACCGCCUUCGGCUUAGAUUUUUGCAAAACCCAAACCACAGUGUUCUCCCUCCACCUGGGUGUCAUGUUUUCGGCUACAAUCAAAUGUGGAUUCUUAAGAGAUUAUAUAAAUCAUCAGAAGAAAUUGUUUUCCUAAAAUCUGAAGGAACAUGUGUUGGUCCUGGCUUGGUAAGAGUCUCAGCUGACUUAGUCAUGAUUGAAUAUUGUAAUUGAAAUCCAGUUUGAUCACAUUAGCUUCUCCGUUUAAACCAGAAAUGUGAGAAAAAUACACAAUUCCAUGAGGGUAAGGAAAGAAAACAGGCUGCCCUUGCUCUGAAAUACAUGAGGUUGAAUGCAAAAUGGUGGAGGUAAGAGUUUGUCCUCAGGGAACUUCCUGAAAUCAGAACAGAGAGAUGGGGAACUGCUCACUGCCCUCAUGCUCUGCCCAAAUCAGGAAAAUUCAGGGGAUGCUUCCCUAAACUGUGAAGACAGUGGCUCCAAAUGAAGUUAAGCAUGAAAGUCAGCAUCGGGAACAUCUGGAUGCUCAGGGGAAUUUCUGUAUGUAACUGAAGGACAGAGAAUGGGAUGUGUGUCUUGGCUUGGCACUGGAACAGUGGACAGUGUUUUCACAUAAAGUAUGUUAUUUUCCUGUGAAUUAGAUACAGAUGUAAUUUCUUUGAGUAAAGAUGCUUGGGGGGGUUCUUCUGCAA
Messenger RNA from Chiroxiphia lanceolata (lance-tailed manakin), 2824 nucleotides. RefSeq names its product ubiquitin associated protein 1 like (gene UBAP1L). The record is from RefSeq and is a predicted model, not a curated record. The transcript has 6 exons. Bases 499 to 1869 code for a protein of 456 amino acids. Lineage: Eukaryota; Metazoa; Chordata; Aves; Passeriformes; Pipridae. Gene Ontology annotation, molecular function: ubiquitin binding. Gene Ontology annotation, cellular component: ESCRT I complex. Gene Ontology annotation, biological process: ubiquitin-dependent protein catabolic process via the multivesicular body sorting pathway.